Molecule: messenger RNA, 18181 nt
Organism: Porites lobata
Lineage: Eukaryota; Metazoa; Cnidaria; Anthozoa; Scleractinia; Poritidae
Source: the annotation of a GenBank genome assembly
UUAAUUUUAAUUCCAGUUCUUCAAUACUGCAAUUUCACAACAAAGCCAGCGGCGCUUUUCCCAUUCAAUGAGUAUUACAACACCAACCAGGAGAUUAUCCAAGGAAGUUUGCAAGUUCAUUUCUCGAACACCCACUUUGUCCCCGGGAUCGAAGGUGAACCCGGCGGUGCAGUACGACUAGAAGGGAAUCAAAACUCCUACAUCGAGAUUGAAUCAAACAAACAAGUAAAAUUUGAACAAUCAAUGACUAUUUUGCUUUACAUUAACCCGACUCGAAACCUACCUGGGCCCCUUGUUCAUUAUAAUGCUAUCGGCCAUGGUGUGCAGCUUUGGGUCCAGGGGAAUGCAGGUGAAAAGGGAGAGCUUAUGGCACGGUUCAACAAACGAAACCUGAAUACAACCACGCGGUUGAGAGCUGAAGUGCUUAACUUAGGGCAAUGGAAUUUCGUUGGCGCCUCGUAUGAUCACGUAACAGGUUAUGCAACUCUUUAUCAUGACGGUUUGGUAGUCCAGAGAACGCUUAUUGGCAAGAAUCUGUAUCUCGCCACACGGUACGAGAUUCGGAUUGGAGCGGUAGCCAUUUCUUCCCUAGGUUCCUUCCAUGGAGAAGUUGCAUGUUUGCAGUUCUAUUCCAAGGCACUUGAACCAAGGGAAGUCUUUGAAGGAAAAGAUGCCUGCAAACAAGGUUUGUAAAGGUGAAGAUGUUGUAAAUAUAAUCCGUUCCCAGGUUACUGAAACCUGUAUUCAUCCUUGUUUAAUUCAGAAUUGCUCAUUAGACUCGAAGGAAAUUUCUUAGGACGGAUUUUACCUACACCACACUGAGAGAUGAACAGAAAGAUGAAAGCACUUAUUUCGCUUCUCGAGGGAUCAAGUUAAUUGGGCUUCAAAUAUUUCUUUCCAGAUCAUUAUUAACUACUCUGCUGAGGAAAUUAGAUAAACCACGAACAUUUUAGGGUUAAUACUCCAAGCAGUGAGUUCGUGAUUUCAGUGGCUAGAUUAUGGAAUCCACGUUGUGGAACACUAUAACCGGACUAUGUAUGGACUUCUUUUUCAAUUCAGAUACCUCGUCAACCACCCCAACAGACUUACCAAAACGUGCCUAAUUAUAUUGUACGUAAAGGAAUCGUAGCGGCUAAAAUCGUGAAUAAUCGUUAAUCUUCCCCGUUUUAUUUAUUACUGUAAGAAUAUCACAGAACAGCCAGUAGAAGCAGCUGAUUGGGAUUUAGCAAUGUUAAUUCAAUGUCUUUUAUACAAUGGGAGUUUCUUAUUGCAGGAAGGUAUUCAAAGGGACUAAUAUAUUGCAUUUGAUUUCAGUGGUUCCUCUACUUUUUCUUUCUCUCAACCUUACGUCACCAGUGCAUGUGGCAGAAGCAAAUGAAACAUUGCUGGCAGUUAGCGCAAUUACAAACAAAAACGUCACUAAACCAUUCUUCCGAUUUGACUUUGGUGAUGGUACCGAUGUUCAAGAGAGUUUCCUUGAAACGGCUUUUCACAUGUACAGCUAUAUAGGGUACUAUUCCUUGCAUGUAGUGGCUUGGACCUUGUGCAAUACUAGCAUUUUAACUGGCAACGCCAACAUUUCAGUGCCGAAACCAGUUCGCAUUUUAAACAACGUAUCUCUUCAUAGCAACCCGACAGUGUUUGGGGAGAUCACCCAAAUAACACUACUUGUUGAGCAAGGAACAGAUUUUGAGUGCUUGUGGCUGCUAGGUGAUAAUGCGAAUAAAACAACAGUACGCAAUUUUUCAGGAGCAAUUGUUUUUAGACACACCUACUCAGCUCCUGCGACUUACACAGCAAUAGUCACUUGCAGAAACAGAAGAAGUGAGCUAUCCGUUUCUGAAACCGUACAGGUCCAAAAAGUUAUAAUGGGGCUGACAAUGAUUCCAAUUCCUCCUAUAUUGUUUGGAACACAGUUUAUGGUAAGAUGGCAUAUUAACGAUGGGACUGGUGUUUUAUACAAAGCAAACUUUUCAGAAGUUACUCUCGAAGCUGUUAAGUCAAAAAAUGAGACGCAUGGACAUGCAUUGGUAACACAAAACGAGUACAAAACUCCUGGAAUAUUUUAUGCCCAUGUCGCUGCCUCAAAUGCCGUGACGAAAUGGAUUUCCACAUCUCUUAAAUGCGCCAUUCUUCGAGAGGUUUCUCCGUUUGUGCCCGUUCUAAUUCAUCAGACCAGAGAUAUAGAGAUCAAUGAGACAAUUUCAGUUUGGUUGACAGAAGUGAACUCUGGACCCGAUAUAAAUGCUUCAUAUAUGGUCAGCUUUGGAGACAACAGUAAAGUGGUGCAUACCCGUGAAACCUUUGUCAAUCACUCUUACAGUUAUCAUGGGCUUCACACUGUUAACAUCACAGUUGCUAACAAAGUUUCUCGAUUCAAUACCAGCAUUCUCAUAAAGGUUCAUAAGCCAGUGAUCAUGUUAGACGGGGCCGUUAUACCCAAUCUCAUUGCUAAAGUCAAUGAUCAUGUCAACAUUACUAUGUUUAUCAUGAAAGGGUCAGAUUUCUCGUGCCAUUGGCAGUUUGGAGAUGGCCACGAACUUUUACAAAACCUAGAGGAUGAACAUUUUUACUUCAAAGAUUCGGAGUUGAGUGUCAAAAAGUUCAUCAAUAUUAGCAUUUGUGCAAAACACGUUUUUGAGAAAGUAGGUAUUUAUAAAGUCAACGCCGCUUGUCGAAAUCGCUGGAGUGAAGUGAGAGCGUCGGGAUAUGCCACAGUUCAGAAGGAAAUUACAUUCUUCCAGGUUUUGCCAAUCAAACCCGUGAUUCUUGGCAAAACCUUCGUGAUAAACAUGACCGCAACUGGUACAAAUGUAACGUUGAGAGCUCGUUUUGAAAGGAAGGACCUUAAUAUUGAAAAUCACAACUUCUACCAUUUGUCCGUAGUGACUUCAGAUGUUUAUAAGAGAGCAGGGCAGUACAACAUAACAGUAACCGCAAAGAAUUUGGUCACUCCAUCAUUGCUUUAUACACAAAUCCUUUAUGUAGAGAUCCCUAUAUCUAUCGCUAGUAUAAACGUCACCUAUUUAAAAGAUAACACUCACCAUGUUGGUUAUGGCAGCGACAUGAAUAUCUUUGAAGUUGGAAUGCCAGUUGUCUUCAAUGUCACCGUUGAAAACGGUUCAAGUCUGACCAACAAGUGGUCAAUAAAUAAUGUUAAGGAACAUUUCACCAACCAAAUCAUUAUGCGCACUUUUAACACGCCUGGAAUAUAUGCAAUAUCGGUACUUGUUAAAAAUCGAGUGAGUCAAGUGGCUGCUGGUGUAGUGAUUGCUGUCCAAAGACGUCCUUCUGUCUCACAUGGUGGGUUACUGAGAUGCUCUUCUCCAAGGGUAAUGGGAGAAAUCGUUACCAUCCAAACAACCAUCAAAAUUCUUGGAACCAACUCGACCCUUCUCAUUGAGUUAGACAAAAGCACAAGCUACUGCUAUGGACACGUUUGCGGUUGCAAUGAAUUGGAAAAGGGCUAUCUUUCCAAAAGAGUGCAAUACAGGGGUGAACUUAAGAAAGAUAUCAUAUUAAAGAAGGUUUUUAACUCGCAAGGAAUUUUCACCAUCAAUGCAACCCUUGGCAAUGCAGUUUCAAGAGUAUCGACAGCCUGCGAAGUUGAGAUUCUCGCAAGACCUUGCAGGAAACCUAAGGUAAAAUUAAAGGACGCUGGUGAAAUUCCAAACGAUGCAAAACACUUUUUCAGAGCCGAAGGUAUCACCAUCGAGGCAGAUGUGGAUGUGUUUUGCCCCGAAUCCAAGGAAUCCAAAUAUGAAUGGGAGAUCUUACAAAAUGAUCCAAGAACGGGGACCUUCGAAUACUUUCAUGAUUUUAAUUCAAACAAAGAAGUUUCUCUGCGAGAGUUACAAUUAAGAAGGAGGGCAUUGCCUUUGGGAUUGUUUAAAGUGCGUUUAAAAGUUGGAAUGGUUGAAGAAGAAUUAAAAGAUUUCACCACUGUUGCUGACGGUUACAUCAGGGUAGUCCAGUCCCCGUUGAUUGCAAAGAUCACUGGAGGAAGCGAGAUUAGAAGGGGGUUUGGAUCUAAGCUAUCCAUUGAUAGCCUAGGCUCAUAUGACCCGGAUGUUGGACCAGGCACUAUUGCAGGUAUUUAUUAAUAAUACAAUGAAAGGGGCCAAACCCAUACUUAUAACUAUUACCUUCAACAAAACAAUAGUUCUAAUUUGAACUAGGCAACCAUACUAUUUAAUAAAUGUACAAAAAUAAGAUAAAUAUUACAAUGCUGAAUGUCUUGAUUCAAGCGAUUCGUUUUGCUUUCGAGCUCUCCUUUUUUAGACAAGGCAAAUAUAAUUUGUCUUUAUCCGUUCAAUCAUUUUUCAGUCUUUUCUUUUUAUAUCGCAGUCGCAGCCAGUCAUAGCCUUUUGUUUAUUUGGAUUAUCUGAAUUUAAGUGAGUUCUCACUCCAUCUCGUAAAUCACCGACGUUAACGUCCUACAUUUCCGGCUGCAUCGACUACCAGCUACUGGCAUGUUAGGGAAAUGACCCCGUGCUCCUCCCGAAAAGAUCCUUUCCUUUCGGGGAGGACCGAAAAUCGAGCCUAAGGCUUAUUAUAUAAAUUUAGUCUUUUAUAAUCCAAACCGGUGAACGGAUAAGCCCAAUGUUAUUUUACUUUUUUAUGGUUUUCUAGGAAUAGAGUUCACCUGGUUUUGUAGAAAUACCACCGAAAGUUUUCCGAAAAUUAUAACAGAAGCGAUCAAUGGUGUGGUUAAUGUUUCAUCGGAAGAGUUAACUGCAUUGCCUCCCAGCCCUGAUCAAGGCUGUUACCGAAACGGGCAGUAUCUUCUUUCUAAAACGGCCUCUCUUGAACUAACCACAAAUCAAAUGGUGCAAAAUGAGACCUACGUGAUCGUACUGGUAGUAACAAAGGGGAAAAGGACAAGUUCGGCUACUCAGAAACUCGAAAUUGGUCCUGAAAAUCUUCCGACUCUCACCAUAAGGUAAGAUCAUUACCCGUGGAAGAACACUGAGGUACAUUUGGGUAGAGUUGUGCUGCCGAGGCCUUCAAACCCUGACCAUGUUUAAGACAAAAAUCGUUCAUUCCGCUACCUUGCCUCGACAUUUAAUUGCCCAGGGCCGGGUUGUUCAAAGCUGGGCUAAGAUAACCCACGGUUAAUGCGACAUUUGAAUUCAGAGAUGAAAGUUGAAAAAGCAAAAUUUAGUUUAAUUCUUUUUGUUUACGAUGUGACUAUUGGAUGCUCUAAAAAGGAUAGAGAAAAUCAUUCGAGAAAAUGCCUUCAAACAAAAGAAAAAGAAACCUGGAUUAAAAUUUAACCUCGGGUGGGCGCUAAUCGAUCGUCUUCGAGCAACUGGCCCCUGACUCAUUUCGUUUCGCAUACACAAUAUAGAAUUUGUUUAUACUACUAUUGGAUAUUUUUGGAGACAAAUUGUAUUUAAGUGCCACCAUCUAGACAGCUACUCGCCAACCUUUACACGCCUUUAAAAGGCUUCCUGUCCAAAAAGACACCCCGUUGAAAAAGGUAAAUGAUAUAAUUGUAUACCCUGUUUAAGACUCAAGACCCUGGAAACCAUACCCUGUUCAACGGAACAUACCCGUUAUGGCCAAAUAUGGCAGUGUUCCUCCCCCGGGUUUAAAUAUACGGGAAAGCAUAUUGUCUUACACCAUCCUGUUUAGAAUCUCUUCGGUGGUGUUUGAUUGGUAGCGACGUCUUUGAUGAUAGAGACGAGAUUUCCUUUUAAACAAUUUUCAACCAGAUUCAAUUCGGUAGAAUUGUGUUUGUGACUAGAUACACGGUUGAUUCCGGACUUUCUAUUACAGAAACAGAUCUAAAAUUCGAAGUCUAUGUAGUGGGGUCAGUCUUAAUUUCCUUUUCUUUUUUGUUUUUGUGUAUGGUAAUGGAUGAUACAGUGGAACCUCGAUAUAACGAAGGCUCAUGGGACUGGCAAAAUAUGUUCGCUAUAACGAGGUUUCGUUAUAUCGAGGUUCUCUUUCAUAUAUUUACCGUACAUAAAGAAAAUCGUUCGUUAUACCAAGGACUUCGUUAUAUAGAGGUUCGUUAUAGCGAGGUUCCACUGUAAUGAGUUUAAACCAAAGGAAACUAGGAUUUGAACCAAAGCUGAAGUUGAUCUACAAUAUACAUAGCCGAACAUACAUAUGAUGCGAAAUAGAAUAAUUUUGAUAAAUGCGACAUAGAAAAAGAUGUCUGUGUUUCUUUUCUUUUUGCUCUUUGCUUUUUCAAGGUGCGAGGUUAAUUGUGGAAGCAAAAUGAACCCCUCAGAUAAACUCUCCCUAUCAACUCAGUGCAAAGGAAUAGGUUGUGUAACCCAAAUUAAGUAUUCCUGGUCUUUGUUCGUCUUGGAAGGCCGCGAAAAUGGAGAAACAACAUGGAGGCGUGAUAAUAUGACACUACCAGGCCUGAAAAACGCCACAUCAAGUGCUUAUCCAAACAUUGUGAUAAGGGAAUAUAGCUUUCAAGGAAGUAGAGAUUAUAAGUUGGUUAUCACUGCAACGCUGCCUGACGGUAAUUACGGUAGAGCUGCUUACACUUUUCUAACAAAUGCUGCACCUACGGGUGGUACCUGUGACGUCGAACCACGUGUUGGUCACGUGUUCAGUACGCGCUACUGGUUCUGGUGUUGGGGAUGGAGUGAUCCCGAUGGACCUUUUCAUUACGAGAUCGUAAACGUCCUACAGUCUGAGGAAUUUCUCUUGUAUUACGGAAGAGAAGCAAAUACCUCGCUUUCACUUCCUCUGGGAAAUGAGGACAAUAAUUACACGUUAGAGAUUGCUGUUCGUGUUUUUGAUAGACUAGGCGCUGAAACGACUGUUAAUCUCCAAGUUAAGGUACCAAACACUUUUUUUCUUACAACUAUAUGUUUGCUUCUUUUAGCGAAAUCAUCUGUUAAUCCUUCUUUGAAUUCACGUAACUAGUUCAACUGGGAAGUUUAAAAUUUUUAAGAUUGCAGAUUACACAAUUAAAAUUAGAAUUAGAAUUAGAUUCAGUGUUUCAGUGGUUUAAAGCCAGUUUAACCAGAUUUCAUUCUUCCGUACGACACAAUAAAUUCGCCCAGAUCGAGUAGAAUACCGAUUAUCUAUUUCAGCGAAGGCCAACUGAAUGCCUUCAAUCGAGGUCUCAGUUUGUGACUCAAGUCCCUCGAGAAACCAACAUCAGUGUUCUCCCAACAAUAACGAUACAUUUUCAAGAGAACCGUUUAUGAGAAUUAAUAGGAUAAUCAACUAAAAGAAAGUGCUUUGAUCUUUUAUCAAAUUUUCUAAAUUCUUUGAGGAAAAUUAAGGAAAUAAGUGUGGAAAAUUUAUGUGUGGAUAUUGGGCAUUAUGAUAAAUAAUCGGCCCUUAUGCUAAUACCACAAAUGACGAGCACCCCCUUUACCACUUGUAUCGCGGCUGGUAGCUAAGUAAUCGAUAAUAUUGAAAAAAAAAAAAAGGUCCAGCAAACCGCUAGGAUCACUGCGAUGGCUUAAGAGAUCAUAAGGAAGCCAGUCUUAAUUUUGUGAUUCAUUAUGUGAUUAUUUAAUUUUUCUUCUUAGUCCUUACCUUCCCUAGUCAAGGGUACUGAGCUGCUGAGUAAGCUAUCAAAUCUUACAAGUGGACAGGGCAGUUCCUUAGCGGCUUCAGUGAAAACUGGAAAUAGCCACGAGGUCGCAUUAAUGAUUGUGAGCAUUUGUUCGGUUUUAAAUCAUCAAACAAAACUCGGUGAUGGAGGAGAAGCUGUUGACCUUGCAGAAAAACGAAAGGUAGAGAAAUUCGUAAUCACUACCAUUAGAUAUGAACUACCGUUAAAAUAUUGUGGAUAAGUAGACGCUAUUUUGUUAAAACGAAGGAAACAGCCAUGGACUAUAGGCGACCCUUAAGUGUAUGUCUUCAGCACCUGUCCCCUGUGAAAUUAUAUGAAUCAUACUUUCAUUCAAUUCCACCCUCGGAGUCCACCAUAUUUCUAAACUGACUUUUUCUCCAAAAUCUGUUUAUUCUUUUUUCCUAGUUUUGAGAGUCCCAAUCAAUCAUUCAAUCAAUAGAUGAGCAGUUUCGAAAUGUUUUUACAGAGGGAGUCUGAUAACCUUCACGCAACCUGCGUUAAAUUGCUUUAUCUUAUGUGAGGCUGAACACACGUGUCCGCACUCUUUAAAGCAAGUAUUUGACAGUGCUACUUAACUCCAACAAGGGUUUUUAUUUCUUUUUCUAUUGUUUUUCCAACGUAAAGGUGCGAAGCUCUCUGAUAUUGGCAAUCACUUACCAAAGGCCUACCUCUCAGCAUUCUGCCAAGCUUAUUUCAGGGUCCCUGUAUCAGGCUACUCAGGUUACCACUGAAAUAUCGUUGGAUGCACAGGUAAAGAACUCUGACUCGUAAUUAGUCUGUCUCAUGAAGGUUUUCUACAAGAGGCAUAAUUUCUUGAUUAAUCACACAGUUCGAUGUGAACGGAGUAGAAUGUUUUGGAAAUAUGGUAGAUCGAAAUAGCUUGACAUCUUCCUCUAAGGCAAGGUCGAUACAAGCCUAUUAUGCUCAUGAUACACCUUGUUUAUCAACCCCCCCUUCACCCUUUCCAUAAUUUUGCAAUUGUUCCUGGGUAUUACAGUAAUCCAAAGGGAAAUUGAAGAUAAUUCUCAUGGACGGGAGUAAACAAGGUUCCAAAUGGGCAAUGGGCAAAAUGGUGAACUUACAUGUUGUUUAUUAACGCAUACAAAUCUUUGUAACUACGCCUGUCUAUACGACAAAGAGAUUUAUUUCCUUUUUUAUACCGAUUACUGAUAGGCGAUGAUAAAGGUAGUCUUCCGCGUAGGACUUCGCUACAGAUUGUGACAAGGCCAUAUGAAAAUCGUCAGUAAACGCACAUGUUUUUACGCAUUUACAAAUUCACCGAACUAGUAUAGAUCUACAGUGCACCCAAGGCAAAACCCCUUAACUGAACGAAGUUGACAGAUUGCCGCAACUACCGAUCAAUAAAUAAAUGGAUGAGAAAGCCACAUAUAAAACAACACACAUACUUCAAAUAAUACUUACAAAUAAUACCUUUAAAUAUCUGUCUGUUUAUCUUUCUUGUCCAGGAGGCCAGUACAUCUGCUUUAACAAGCAUUGCUGCUUUUGUGGACCGUGAAUCAAAAGAAACUGCGUCUGGCUCUUUGGAGUCUCUUGCGUCAACUACGUGUGGUGCACUUGGGAACUUACUGGGCGCCGCAUCUGAGGAAGCAGCUGUCAAUCAAGCUAACAUCAGCAAUCAGGGCGUGGAACAGCAAAGUGCGACUGAGAACAAGCAAGCUAAAGUACAUUGUGUUUAUUUCAAUAACUCGUAACAUACUAUUGUGAAUUUUACCUAGACGCUCUUGAGCUGUUUUCAAAGGUACUCCACGUUAAACAGCGGAGGAAUAUAGAAUAUAAAAAGGCCGCCAGGAUACGUAAAAGGAAUGUUGUUAGUUAAGGUAGCAACUUGAGGAUUUUACGUUGGUGCUGGCCAUUGAUCCUUUCAAUAAACCUCUUAAGGCACUGAGCAUUGCUUGCUGGCGUCCUUAAUGUUAUCCUUUACACGGGGAUUACAACGUUUCAUUUUGAAGAUGAAAUGAAAUACUUACCUAUGACAAUUUCAGUGGUAGCUCGUCCGUACUAUACCUACCUAAAAUGCCAAAGUCUAUUUCGCGAGUCAAUGCAAAAUGAAAUGAACUGGUUAGUAAAGUUAUUCGACACUUCCUUUUGUUUUGUUGCCCUCAAAAGCCUGGGAAUGGUCUUAAAGGUCUUUAACGUGGCUGCUUGGCUUCUCACUAAGGUGAUUGCAUUACAAUAGACCAUUUGAAUCACUGUCUUUUCUAGGGUAAAGCAAUGGUGAAACGUUUAAUCAACGCUCUAGACUCUCUGACCACAUCACUGCUUAGAAGUAAGGUUUCAUUUGAAGAAGCUUCAGAGUUUUCCACCCCGAGACUCACAGUCAACUUGAAAAGUUUCACAGUUUCUGAUGCUGGCAGUGAAGUGCGAGUAGGUUUCGCAAAUUUCAAAUUGCCGGGAGGAAGCAACAUGUUCCUUAAAGGGAUGCCAGGACUGACAUCUGUCAAUCAAAAGGUAAGUAGCUUUAGUCACCUACUUGGCAACCGAAUGAUGAUGAUGAUGAUGACGAUUAUGACGUUGAUGCUGUUAUUCGUGAUGAUGACGAUGAUUACUGAUGAUGAUAAAGACGAUAACGAAUCCAGGUUGCUGGACAAUUGAGCAUUUGCGCAAAAUACGGAAGGAAGAAUUUGUGUCGCCUUUUGGUCUGUCUGUUAUCAUCGACUACUAAACUAAAGCAAAUGUGCAAUUUCGAUCCGGAUUGUCAUUAAAGAAAAGAAGUUCCUUUCCUGCAGGUCAAAUUUUAUACUUAAUGCACUAGGAUAAACCAACUCCCACAAUUUUAAUAAAGCGAUUAAUAGAAACGCGCGACCUAAUUUAGGAUUAUGGAAAUUUUCUCAUCCGCCAUUCUCGUGGAUUACGAGGCACUUUACUGCCAAAAAUGAGAAAAGAGGAAAGAGAUUACUCACAUCUCCCUGCCUUUUAAAGAUUAAGGAUUUAAGUAUCAUUUUUGCGAUAAGUAAAAUGGUAUGCCGUGCAUCAUUAGUUUCGCUGGGUGCAUUUCUCUUUCCAGGUAUUUUCAAUGACACAAAACUACUAUACCUACAACAACUCAUCCCGCGACAUAAGUAGUCCUGUCGUGAGUUUGUUAUACCAGGACAAGACCAACGAAAGGCCUAUAACAGUUUCAAAUCUCAACAAGCUGAUUGAAUACUUUUUACCGGUCCGUGCAAACCUGCCUGAAUCACAAGUGUUUAAUGUAAGUGUGAGGGAAGAAGUUACGUGGGUGUAUCACAAGUUUGUAAUUACUUCGAAAGACGAAUCAGUCAGCAUCGAAGUCACCCCUUUUAACUGUAGCCACAAACUUCAGAUCUUCGUCCGAGAGAAUACGAAACCUACUAAGGAGAAAUAUUCUUGGAGAAAACAGAUCUGGCAAUCUUCAAGUGCAGGUCGCCCAGACACUAACUACACAGCUUGCUUUCAGGAGUAUGGUGCAUACACACUCUUCUUGUCAAAUAUGGACUUACGAGAAACCACUUACAUCAUGGGCGUACUAUACGAAGGGGGCAAGGAAGAGAUUGGGAUGAACUCCAAUGACACUAUUAUGAUGAAAUAUUCCAUAAGAGUAUAUAAAGCAAAAUGUCUUUACUGGAAUCAACAACAGGAAGCAUGGAUGGGAGACGGAUGCAUUGUAAGUGCCGCGUCUAGUUGUUUCUUAUUUUCUUUCUAAUAGUCAUUAUUGUUAUGUAAUGUUAGAAACCCUCAAGCGCAACCCCCUAGAACAUUAAACCAGAAAUAAAAACGUGCGAUGAGUGUUUUUGAAUACUCCGUUCCCGGAGUAUUUUAUUUCAACACGAUUGCUAAAUAAUGCAUGAAAAAUGACAGAAAAAGCAACCAAAAUAACAUAGCUUGGUCAGAUAAAGUUGUGUACUUAAUACACUUACAACUUAACAGGAGGGAAAAAUACCCAAAGAGUAUCGCUAAACCUAACGAUCGGAAUGUGGCAUAAACGACGAGUUUAGGGAAAACGUCGUGACGAAGUACAAAUUGAAAUUUUCUUUCAGUGAAAAAUUAAUAUAAAGCUCAUUGAUGGAGAUCACGGUGAAUGUCUUAUAGUGCGUAAUCCAUCCUUUAUAUGGAGGGGGGAGAAGGGGACGCCAUAACUACGUAAAGUUUGUAAAUUGUGGUUUGAAAGUACUCUCUGAAGAAGACAUUAUUUGCCUAAAGAGUAUUCAAAGAUAAGAACAAACAUGUGUGUUUAUGAAAAGUCUCAUUUCUCGACUUUUCCUACUACUGAGAUAUACAUUGAAGGAACUUUUUUAAUGUGAAGACAAAAACAUGUCGCUUCUUUAUUGCUUGUAGGUUGGACCCCUUACGAGCUCCAAACAAAUUCAUUGCCUUACCAAUCAUUUGACAACAUUUGGGUCUGGAAUGCUGGUGGCGCCUAAUCCUUUAGACUUCAGUAAAGUAUUUGCGGGUUUCAAGGAAGCCUUUCAAACUGGAAAUGUGGUUGUGCUUUUCACUAUUCUGACUUUGCUAGUCGUGUAUGCCUUGUUAGCCGUAUGGGCUUGGAGACGAGAUAGACUGGAUUAUAUGCAGGUUGGAACGUCACUACUGAUACAUCAUACUAUCGUUUCACGGUAUCGUUUUGAAAUCUUUUACCUCAGCACUCAUCUCCAGAAAUGCAAGAAAACUCGAAACUUACGUAAUUCAUAUUAGACAUAAUUGAUUUCCUAAUGGCUUCAUGUACAAACAGAAUUGCUUGAGUAUAGGUCAGAGGAUUAGGGCUAGUGGACACAAUACUUUCACCGUCCAUAAAAAAAAAUUCAAAAAGGACGAAAAGGGAAAAUUCGAAAGUUUUGAGACAUAGCUACUUGAGCUACCGCCUCAUUUGCCAUGUUUGUUGCCAUCCAAAAGGAAUUACCUAGCCGGCGAAUUCGAAAUACUCCUUUCAAUUUCCUCUCUUUGAAAGGGCCUUUUUGGUGAAGAGUGGAUUAGGCCUUGAACAAAAAGAGUUAAAAAAUUCGCUUUUACAUCGGUUCAAUGUGAUCAUGCCCAGCGUUUACGUGGGAAAGGUGGUAUUUUAGGCGAUGCAUUUUCCUCCCUAGUUCCAGUAGUUCAGGGAUUGGAGUGUGACAGUAAGUCAAAAAGGGGGAAAGGAAUCCCCUCACUUUUUUUCCCGAUCAUUUCUCUUUGCGCUGUCCCCACAAUCUGAACGCUUGGAACAGGCUACCUCCCCAGAGAUAGUUCUAAAAACAUUUUAGGGUUCAUGCACUUACCUCGGUUUUUAGGCUUUAACGGACCUGGCCUGCUGCAAACACCUAAAAUCCUUGUUCGCUACCAUUUACAUUUUUACAGAUUGGCACCACUGUCGUUCCAUCUCACCAUAACGGCGAUUACCGCUACGAAAUCUACUUUGUUACCGGAAGUCGUAACAAUUCUGGUACAACCGCCAAUGUAGGUUGUGAGAUCUUUGGGAAAAGUGGCAGCAGUGGGCCGUGUUACUUGAUUGAUGCCAGGCGACUGCUGUUCCGCAGAGGAGAUUUGAACGUUUUCGUCUUGUACUUGCCGAGUUCUCUUGGUGCCAUCCGUGGAUUAAGAGUUUGGCAUGAUAACAGUGGCAAAAAGCCGGCCUGGUUCCUGAACAGGGCUAUGCUUCGAGACUGUCAGACUGGAGAAAAAUGGUUCUUCCUUACUGGUAGGAAUGCGCAAUUCUGUUUUAAGCUAAAUUUUAUGAUUUUAUAUACGAAACCCAAUCUAAACAACAACUUAAAUAGAAAGCUAUUAAAGGAUUGUCCAAAAAUUCGGGUUUGACAUGCAAUUUAAGUGCAGGGGAUCAACCAUUUAGAUCGGUCAAACCAAACGAGGUUAACAUAUCACAGUUUUUCGUACGGUAUAUUAAGGAAGAUGAUGUGAACUGCGUGUAUACAAUGUGUGGGUCUUCAUAGCUCAGUUGGGAGAGUACUGCAGCGCUAACGAAGAGGCUAUGGUCUCAAAACGGUUUUUUUUUGCGGGUUUAUUUGCAAUUGCUUAAAUUGCUAUUACAACUGCGACAAUCGUAUCUUCAGUUAAAAAUUAAGUUCUGUUAAUCAUAUUUUGUUUUCUAGCUCGUUGGCUUGAUGUAGCGGACGAAGACGGAAAAGUAGAUGUAUUUCUGCGUCCCGCAAGCGAAGAAGAUAUGGUAUCUUUCAAGAAAAGGUUGAACAGGAAAAUUCAUGAGGGGAUAUGUGACAAUCAUCUAUGGUUUUCAGUAGCAUAUCGCCCUCCUAGAAGCCGAUUCACGCGGCUUCAAAGAAUUUCUUGUUGCUUGUCUCUGUUGUUUUCCUUCAUGGUCGUUACUGCUAUGUUUUACGGCUCUGACCCUCAACCGGGAGAUACGUCUAAAAACUUGGAGCUGGGACCGAUUAAAGUUAAUUUACGUACUGUGAUUAUAGCGAUCGAGAGCGCAUUAGUUGUACUGCCUGUCAACCUCUUGAUUGUGGCUUUGUUUAGAAAAUCUAGAAGGAAGGAAUUUAAUUCUUCCCAGCCAAAGGAGAAUUGUUGUAGACAAAACGUUUCCCGGUCACCUGAGCAGGUUGAUGAUACUGAUUCCAUACGUACUGAUACGGAUAGUUUAGUGAGAGUUGUUGAAAAUAAGGACCAAGAAACGGACCUCCACGAUAUCCAGUGUCAGAUCGACGAUGAAGAUGAACUUCAUAGUGAACCAGGCGAAAAUAGCAGUAAAAAUCACGAUCAAACUGACUUAACGUUACAGGAUGAAUCUAGUGGUUUCUUUGCAAGAAUUCGUGCAAAAUUCAAAGGCUCUGGAGGCAGCCGUUCACACUGUUUUCCACACUGGUGCAUUUACGUGGGUUGGACUUUGUGCAUAUUGAUGACACUUACAUCUGCCGCGUUCACACUGUUUUACAGCAUGAUGUGGGGGAAAGAGCAGUCUAACGUUUGGCUAACGACUAUGGCCAUCUCGUUUGUCCAAGACACACUAAUCAGUCAGCCAUUGAAGGUGCUUAUUGUCUCCUUGGUCUUUGCAAUAGCUGUCGCAACGCCCAGUGGUCAGGACGAUUUAGAAGAAAUAUCAGCCGCCAUGGGUAAGUACGAGAUACAUUAAAAUUGACAAAGUUAGCAUUAAUUAAUGAAAUGUUUGUAAUUGGGAACAUCAUCACACUUCUUUGCAUGGACUUAAUUUCUACUUCUAUUUUUAUUUCAUUAAUCUUACCGACUUUCUACGUUUCAACGUCCCAGCGUUAGAGCGGUAUUUAAAGGCUUUAACGGCAUUAAAUUUUCCCAAGUCGACACUCGUUUCAUCCUAGCUAAUUUGUUUUAAAAGAAACAUAGUGACUUUUAGUGUACUCUGAAAUAUUUCAUUCUCCCCCAGUUUUGGCAGCAACGGUUUGUUUUUGCAACAAAAUGUGGCAGUUAAGCUCUACGAAAGGCGUAUGAUAGACUACUCAAGAGAACACUUUUCUUCGUCUAGUUUAAACGUUUUUAUUCCACAACAGACUGACUCACAAAACUUUCUUCAUGUACAAAAGAAAAACAGGUUCAGCGCGAGAAAAUCUAAACGGCGCGGAGAUCUGACCUUUUGGUCCCGAUUAUUACUGAACUGGCCAUUUUAUUAAUGUUUCACUGACUAACUGUUUACCUCAUCUGCUCAUAGGGGCCGAACAGGCAGUUUUCGACAAACAGCUGAGACAUGAAGAUUGGACGCAGUACAAUGCCCCUGAUAAGAAGCUCUUGAAAUCGCUGCGAACUCGAGAGCUUAGAAGACGUCACACGAUCAAACUCUUCACAGACUUGUGUGUUUACGUUAUUUUGCUCACAAUGGUCAUCAUCUUAAGCUUCCAGUACAGAAACCCAGACUCGAACAAAAUGAUCGAUAGUUUGAGGCGACUAUUUCUAGAUCCGGUUCACAACAGUAGCUAUGUUUGCCUAAAUCAGGUAAGCUAAAACACCUGUUAAACUUAUGUUUCUUACAACUGUUAGUUGCCUGCCCUUCUAGCGAAACAACAAAAGGCGUUCAACCCAUUAUUACCUCACGUACGAGACAAUCUUCGUAGUUUCUUCGGUGAUUCAUAACCAAGAGAUGGAAAAACUAAGGCUCGAGAAACGAGAAAACAACAAUGCAAGUUGCCAAAAAAUACCGGUAUGCAAGAAACUUGUUCUUUUUGUGCUACUGCCCCACUCUCCUAGUUUGCAUCUCAAUUUUAAAAUUCAUCCAAAAAAUAGCGACUUAGCUGACACAUUUUUUAUGUAAUACGUGCUUGUAGGGCUACGUGUUGCACCAAAGUAAAGCAACACCUUAUUUGAAACGCAAAAUUUAAAUAACGUAUUACCAUAUUAUGCAGUAUCGCACAAAAUAAGAACGCGUAAUAGAUUCCCAACUUUACUAAACGGGUCAUGAGUGAGCAUUCGUUGAUGCAAGAAAGUUGCAAUGAAAUCCCAAUUAUACCAGAGGCCGCUUCGCGGCCUGCCAGGAUAAUUGAAAUUAAAUAUUAUUCUACAUCUAUGUAUUCAAAGGUGACAAAGAUAGAUUCCAUCUGGGCCUGGACGAGAAAGACCUUGUUACCCGGCUUGCACCCAGUAUUACAUGAUGGGAGUGGUGAAAGUGAGCCAUUUAUUGCCGACAGAGUGUCACUGCUUCUGGGCGUGGUGCGAAUACGGCAAGUUCGCAUACAAACAGGUAGCUAUUGAUUGUCAAUUUACAGUUUCACAGAACAGCGAAAACUUUACUUGCAAGUAAAAGAUUUCCCAGGAGUUCCACAAGCUGCUUCUUACGAAAUAUGCAGUAUUUACACACUAGAACAAACUCUGUUAACGCUAACUAUGUUGUUCAUUUAAGGUACUUGUAAAGUGAACAAGUUCUUUAAAGACGCUAUCUCGGAAUGCAACGACUUCCAUUCGCUUAUGAACGAAGAAACAAAGUUUUAUACCGAAGGGUGGAAGAAUGCAAGAGAGAAACCAACCGAGACAGAAAAAGGAAAGUUAUUCGCCUUUUUAUCGUCACAGUCAACUCACGUUCACACUUCUUGGGAGCAUGUUAAUGCCUUCGAAGCUCAUCAUAUACUACCAGUUAUCGGGACAUUUUCAACUUACAGCGGAGGUGGAUACGUGUUGAACUUGAACAGAAGUUCGCAACAGUCUAAGCUUAUUGUGGAUCGUCAUGAGAGAUCAUCUUGGUUAGAUAGAUACACCAGAGCGGUGCACGCCGAAUUUGUUGUGUACAAUCCCGCCAUCAAUAUGUUGGCAGCUAUGUCCAUCACGUUUGAGAUUCCGCCUAUAAGCGGAAUAUUCAAAAGUUAUGAAGUCUUCACAGUGAGCAUGUACAGCUCCUUGCGAAAACAUCCAGCCGCCAGAAUAAUUGGCGAGGUGAUUGGUGCUCUUACAUUGGUUUUCAUGAUCUAUCGUGUUGUUCUCACUCUAUUCCACGACAAGUUGCGGUAUUUUACAGACCUCGCCAAGGUUUUGGACCUUGUUUUAGUUCUCACUGGGGUUGUCAUUAUUUUCCUGAAAGUACUAACAGAGGGUUUCAAGAAACUAGCCACAAACCAAUUCAAGGAAAACUCACAUCAGUUCCUCGAUUUCUACCAAUGUGGCUUCUACGAUGAGCUGACCGACUAUGCCUUCGCUUUCCUCAAUUUUAUCGCUAUUGUUCGGUUUGCCGUUUUCAUCCAGUUUCUAAGUUGUUUAAAUCACAUUCUGAGGACCAUCGCAAGAUGUUUUCAUGAGCUGGUUGCUUGCCUAUUUGUCUUCUUCUGCCUGAUGAUGGCAUUUUCGUCAAUGUUAAAACUUGCAUUCAACACAGACAGUGAAGAUUUCAAGGACUUCUCCAAUUCACUCCAAACCUCCGUUUCGUACAUGGCUCGGAUGGUGAGAACAUCCGACGAUAUUUCAAGCACCUUCACAAUCGUGAGGGCAUUUGCCUUAUUCUCCUGCUGCCUAACAUUGAUUUUCUUCUACCUAACCAUUAUAAGGUCGGUGUUUAUAGUAGGCCACAGGCAAACGCUGGUGGAUGAUCGAGGAAGAACAAAAGAAAAAUCUUUUGAAUCUGCAAUUUUAGAAAUAUUUGUGGACAAAUUCAAGGAAAUGACAGGAAUGGAGAAGAAGGAUAAGGAACUUGAAGGGGAAGAAGACCCUAUGGAAGUAAUGUUGAAGGCUCAAAGACAUUAUAUCGAUAAAAGCCAGUUUGUUAGGCUUCAAAACCUUAUUAAUGAAGCGUACGUGGAAGACGUUGUCGACGACUUGAGGAUCUUCGAGGUAAUGAGUUUAGAGAGUCAAACUUCGUCGAUACUUUUGGAACACGUUGACACCGAAGCUGAGGAUGAUUCUUUGAUUAAAAAACAGGAAAUAAAGCUAAGACGCAAAGAAGACAAAAUCGAUCAAGAAAACGCAGGGAAUGACGAGAUAACGGGAAUGUCUCAUGUCAGAUUCGAUCUUCCAUCUCAAGAAAUCGAUACAACACCACCUGAAGAAACCAGUGCUGAUACCGACAAAAUAAAACCUAUCACACAAAAAGAGCAAGAGAAGCUGAGCAUUCUCGAAAAACUAGUACAGGAAAAAAUGAAGACUUUACAGGAGCAACGCAAAAUCACGCAGAAUCCUCGGGAGUCUCGUUCUGUGGAACACGACAUUCAAAUGCUUGCAAAAUUGCAACAAAGGAUUGAUGCUACGAAACGG